Molecule: messenger RNA, 695 nt
Organism: Rhipicephalus sanguineus (brown dog tick)
Lineage: Eukaryota; Metazoa; Arthropoda; Arachnida; Ixodida; Ixodidae
Product: PCNA-associated factor-like
Exons: 3
Coding region: 87-425 (112 amino acids)
Biological process (GO): translesion synthesis; regulation of cell cycle
Cellular component (GO): nucleus
Molecular function (GO): chromatin binding
Source: RefSeq, a predicted model, not a curated record
CGUGAUAGAGUUGCGUUUCGGCGUCUCGAGAAAGGCGUUGUGCCUACUGAGCAUUUUUUGAAAAAAAUCAACGCAACGCGGUAGUCAUGGUGCGAACGAAGGCGGAUGGUGCCAGCCGAGCCGUUGGUGCGAAGGCAUUCAGGAAAAGCAUGAGCAGUCCCGGAGGUGCCUCCAGUUCAAGCUCGCCAAGUUCUCGAAGCCAAAAGGAGGGAUGCAAUCACAAAUGGCCAUUUUGUCAAAUUUCAGAUAAAUACGGAGGUGGCAACUCCUACUGCCCCCGACCAACCCCACCCUGGCAGAAAGAAAUUUCUGGGUUCCUCGUAAAGGCAAGCACACCCGAAGAGGAGAAUCAACCGCAGACAUCAGAGACUGCAUCUAGUUCCGACGCAUCCGACAGCGGUGCGUGUGGCAGCUCGUCUUCCUAAGUUGCUGGCUGCUGCAGUUUUGUUUUUACUUACCUAUUGACAUCCUGCGAGUCAUUUUACCACAAGUGCUGUAUAUAUAUAUAUGCUUUGCAAUCCAUUGUGAAUAAAGAGAACACUUAAGGCAUCUGCAACAUUCUGCAUGCUUUCAGUUUAUUCUCUCACCACUCACACAAAAAGCAGAAACGGCCUGGAGUGACUGAAAUUCGCUAAACUAUCAUCAUAAGAGAAGGAUGGGAGGAGAAGGGAAUGGUUUUUACUUAAAAUUUAAAC